Penicillium robsamsonii is the source of this 1134-nucleotide messenger RNA. Its product is annotated as TauD/TfdA dioxygenase family protein. Gene Ontology annotation, cellular component: cytoplasm. Gene Ontology annotation, molecular function: 2-oxoglutarate-dependent dioxygenase activity. The coding region runs from base 1 to 1134 and encodes 377 amino acids. The record is from RefSeq and is a predicted model, not a curated record. The transcript has 4 exons. NCBI's taxonomy places the organism in Eukaryota, Fungi, Ascomycota, Eurotiomycetes, Eurotiales, Aspergillaceae.
AUGGCACCAUCUAUUGCCCAAACCUCCACCGCGGAAGUCGUGGUUCCUGUAAAGGCAACUCCUGGAACCACCGAAACCAAACCCAGAGUGAGAAGAAUCAUUGACGAGGAAGGAGGAAAGACUACUGCUAGUUAUCCACACUACUUGCCUGUCUACGACCACGACGAGAAAUACCCACCUCUAGAACCCUUCACCCACGUCGAUCACGGGAAAGAUGCCGACCCCUCCUUCAAAGACCUGCUCACCGAAGGCUCCAAGAUCCAAAAGUUGACUCCAACUAUCGGCUCUGAGGUUACAGGCAUUCAACUGAGCAAGCUUACACCUGCCGGAAAGGACCAGCUCGCUCUUCUCGUCGCUCAACGUAAAGUUGUGGCAUUCAGAGAUCAAGACCUCGCCGAUCUGCCAAUCCAAGACGCCCUCGAUUUUGGAGGCUACUUUGGUCGCCACCAUAUUCACCCAACUAGCGGAGCUCCUGAGGGGUACCCUGAGAUUCAUCUUGUCCACCGGAGCAAUGACGCGUGGGAGUAUGAUGAAUUCCUCGCUACCAGGAACAGCAGUGUCGCAUGGCACUCCGAUAUCACGUAUGAGCAGCAGCCACCCGGCACUACGUUUUUGUACAUCCUUGACACCCCUGAAGUGGGCGGCGAUACUGCAUUCGUCGACCAUGUUGAGGCAUAUAACCGGCUUUCGCCGGCGCUCAAGGAACGUCUGCACGGGCUGAAGGCUGUGCAUUCCGGGGUUGAGCAGGUUGAGUUUAGUCUCAAGCGUGGGGGUGUUGCUCGACGGGAGCCAGUAAAGACCGAGCAUCCUCUCAUUCGAACCCACCCCGUGACUGGCGAGAAAGCACUUUUCGUUAAUGGUGGCUUUACUCGCAGUAUCGUUGGACUGAAAAAGGAGGAGAGUGAUGCCCUUCUAGGGUUCCUGCUCAAUCAUAUUAGUCGCGGAAUUGACUUCCAAACUCGUAUUCGAUGGGCUCCAGGGACUGUUGUUGUCUGGGAUAACCGCGUCACGGGUCAUUCUGCGAUUGUUGACUGGACGACUGAUGAGCGUCGCCACUUGGCGCGCAUUACCCCACAGGCCGAGCGUCCCUAUGAGACACCUUAUGUUCUAGAGCAGACCAAAGCCAAGGCUUGA